Molecule: messenger RNA, 1793 nt
Organism: Aspergillus brunneoviolaceus CBS 621.78
Lineage: Eukaryota; Fungi; Ascomycota; Eurotiomycetes; Eurotiales; Aspergillaceae
Exons: 3
Coding region: 283-1341 (352 amino acids)
Source: RefSeq, a predicted model, not a curated record
GUUUUACCAGCUUUGGGAUCAUUCCUUCUUCAGUGUCUAUCUAUUCUUACUGGAUCUGCUAGGAUCUUCAGAUUAAUCAGCCCAGUUUGUGCUGGCGCCACCCCACGUUGUGCUUGGAUAGUGACGGUAUGUUUUGGGAAGCAAUUUACAUCCGUACCUACAGACCAACUUCCUCAUCGAUCGAUUUUUCUGCUGCAUUUCUUCACCCUCUUCCAGCACGUCCCUCUCCCUCGUCCACCACCCGCAACUUCCCCCUCGGAGAAUAUUUGUGAUGUCUCGGCGAUGAAUAAGCAUCAGACUGACCAUCAUUUAACUGUUCCUGCUGCAGAUCUCCUGCAAUCAAGCCUUGGUCCACUUCGUGAUCCCCGUCGAGCGCCUCGUGUCAGCCUUCCCCAUGUGGAAACGCAGCUGAAUAUGCAUCAAUACAAUGGACUCUUCAAUGAAAUCUCCUCUACCCCAAACCAGCUGAAUGGUGCUCCGCCCGCCGAUUCCUCCCCAGAACCCGUGAGACCCACGUCCCCCAGCGGCACCAACGGCUUCGCGAACCACGAGACCAACCAAGAUCCCCCGGCAACUGAAUGGUCGUCGGCUGUCGGUCAUGCGGCCACGGGCAAGUCCGGGCGCGUUAUCCAUAACCUUCAAGAAGAAGUCGCGCGCUUGACUCGGGAGUGUAGUCUCUAUCGCUCCCGCGCCGAAGAGACGCAGCGCAUGAACGACGCCUUCAAGGUUCAGGUACAGAACAUGACCGAACGUCUCCGGAACCUCGAGCAAGCGAACGAGACGAACCUCCAUGCGAUCGGGCGGAAAGACAGGAAGAUUGACGAGCUACGCGCGGAGGUGCAGACCGAGAAGGACCGGAGGGUUCAGGCGGAGGGCGAGGCCAAGAAAGUCAAUCAACUGAUGGGGGUCGCCCGGGACGAUUUCCACCGCAAAUGCGCCGAAUUGCAGGAGAUCUCCAACCAUUCGCGGACCCAGUACGAUGUUCUGGCCAAAUCGGCACAUCGGGAACGAGCGGAACAGCAGAGACGGCUCAAGUCGAUCAGGGAUGAUAUCACGACCAUGAAGAAGCAGUUCGACGACAAGAACACCAAGCUGGAGCGCUUGGAUGCGAUCAUGGCCGAGAAGGACCGGGAGAUUGAGCUCAACCGAGAGCGAUUCGACCUGCUGUACGCCAAUUUCCAGGUUUACAAGCGGACGCAAGACGAAGACCUCCGAACGCUGAUUGAGACGGGCCGGCAAGACGAUGCCAAGAUCGAUGCCGCCCUGACUUCGCUGAAAGAGACCGAAGGAAAGAUGAAGUGGGUCAUUCAACUCAAGCAGCAAGUCAAAGACGCCCAAUGAAUAUCCCCAAGUCUAUGACGGUCUAAGCAAUAUUUUUUUGCCCGGGGCCCCUUGGAUUGACAGGCUCAAGUCAACGGCGGGCACGUUGACCACCAUGAUUGUGGAAGAUCUCGAGCCUGCAAUCAAGCAGCAUCCCAAUGGAAACCAUCGAAUCCGCUGCGUCGACAUGGCAGUCGUGAUGGGGGACCAUGAAACAUGCAUCUUCUGCAUUCCCUUCUUGUAUUCUCUAUUCUUCCCAUUUCCUCUCCAACCUUCAUUUCAUCUGUUUCUUACCCACCGUUAUUUUAUUCAUAUUUGCUCCCUGGCAUAUCUCUGGGAGAUAUAAGGAGUUUGGGAGUGCUUGAUACCCUGGGAAACAUAGACCGUCAUGUCCCUACUUGUCACUAUCUUGUUCAAAGUACAGUGCUGUCCAGUUACAAUAUACUUCAGUAUACUUUGAUAGAUGCCCGUCU